GCAGGUCACAGCACAUUGAUUUAAUUCAUAGCCCUACGGAUAUUCGCAGUUCGAACUCUCUCUUUUUUGUUGUUGUUUAUUCGAACGGCGCACUCUUCCCGUUCACUUGAUUUUUUGUUUGUUACUUCUGUCGUGUGCUCUCAUUUUCAUACCAUACACCUCCCCCUCUCCGCGCGCUUACGGCCUCUCUAUACCCUUGGGCAUCACCUUUUUUUUUUUGUCGCGUCAUUGUGUCGAUUUCUUCCCGUUAAACGUCACCCCCCUCCUCCCCGUUAAACGGUUUUUGUUCGCUUCGCCGGAGGAAUAACAUCGCAGAAGCACUCCAAGAAGAGCUCCUCACCGAAAAGCCCCGCCAUGCGUCGCCGCCCCAACAAUAACGCGUCUCCUUCGUCGCAGCUGCAAGACGACGCGACGGCGUCGAAGUCGCCGCGACAGAACGGGACGACGGACACGAAAGUGCAGCAUGCGUCCCUCCACGACAGCAAAGACCAAGAGCCGCAGGACCAAAUGAAACUGCCUCAGCCGGACAACGACGACCCGUCGCUGCCGCUCUACCGCCGCGAGGACAUCCCCGAGUACCUCGGCGACAACGUGUACAUCCUGCGUCACUACCGCGCCUUCUACUCCACGACCAGGUGCUUUACCAGCAUCUUUCGCAUGCACAACGAGACGAUCAACAUUUGGUCCCACUUGAUUGGCGUGGUUGUCUUUAUCGGUCUCAUUGUGGAUCUCUUUGUGCGCCGCAUUGUGCCGGAGUACCGCGCCGGCAACGUCUACUUUCACGUAAAUCGAACUGCCUUUCCGGUGAUGGUGGAGGGCGCGCAAACCACCUGGCCCUUCGUCAUCUUCGGUGCGUACUCGUUUGCUUGUGUAAUGUGCAUGCUUUGCAGCGCGAGCUUCCACACCUUUCUGUGUCACAUGAGCCAAGAUCUCUUUCACCGCGCCCACGCCCUCGACUACUUUGGCAUCACGUUUCUUAUUGUAGGCUCGUUUCUUCCGUUUUGCUUCUACUCCAUGGGCUGCGCUCCGGCGUGGCGUAAUACAUACAUGUCGAUGAUUUGCUCCUUCGGCGUGAUCGGCAUUAUCGGACCCUUCUUUCGUCAUUGGACCUCGAACGCGUUUGCGAACAAGCGGACGCUUUUCUACGUGCUCAUGGUCGCCUCGGGUCUUAUCCCCACCGUGCACCUCGCGUUCAUUAUCCCAUUUGUCAUCAGUUUCCCAUAUGUUUUGGGGUUGCUGGCGAUGCUGAUGUUGUACGGUAUCGGCGUCUUCAUCUACGCCUUUCGCAUCCCUGAAGUCUUCGCACCUGGAAAGUUUGACGUGUACUGCUCCAGUCAUCAGAUAUGGCAUGUGUGUGUCAUGGCGGCUGCCAUUACGCACUUUUACAACUGCACGCAGAUGUACUUCAACCGUGACACCAUCGUGUGUGCGUGA
This is a messenger RNA of Leptomonas pyrrhocoris, 1434 nucleotides long. RefSeq lists its product as hypothetical. Gene Ontology annotation, cellular component: membrane. Gene Ontology annotation, molecular function: signaling receptor activity. Lineage: Eukaryota; Euglenozoa; Kinetoplastea; Trypanosomatida; Trypanosomatidae. The transcript has a single exon. The record is from RefSeq and is a predicted model, not a curated record. Bases 355 to 1434 code for a protein of 359 amino acids.